Molecule: messenger RNA, 3957 nt
Organism: Apus apus (common swift)
Lineage: Eukaryota; Metazoa; Chordata; Aves; Apodiformes; Apodidae
Product: hydroxymethylglutaryl-CoA synthase, cytoplasmic-like
Exons: 12
Coding region: 278-1873 (531 amino acids)
Biological process (GO): acetyl-CoA metabolic process
Cellular component (GO): cytosol
Molecular function (GO): hydroxymethylglutaryl-CoA synthase activity
Source: RefSeq, a predicted model, not a curated record
CUGCCCGAGUCGGACGCUCACCCGGGAGCUGGCCACGGCAUUCCGCAACGUGCAAGGUCCGGGACCGCGGGCGGUUCCUGCGCUGCGGGUGGAGCGCGACACCCCUAUCCCGGUGGCUUUUCGCAGUCUCCCCGGCCAGUAAAAACUCGGCGAUGGAAUCUUGUUAGUUAAUACCAGGGGAUCCAUCAAUCGGGCUGGUCCUGCUCAGUCAGACCUUCUACAUACUGCAGGGACCUGGACAUACCUGGUGUGUGAUGAUGGAGGAUGGUGAAGUACAAUGUGUACCUCAAGAUUUACUACAAUGCCUGGGUCUCUUCCAGUGAAUGCUAAAUCCUGUUGGCCCAAAGAUGUGGGAAUUGUUGCACUGGAAAUAUAUUUUCCCUCUCAGUACGUUGACCAGACAGAGCUGGAGAAGUAUGAUGGUGUGAAUGCUGGCAAAUACACCAUUGGGUUAGGCCAGUCAAAGAUGGGAUUCUGCUCUGACCGGGAGGAUAUUAAUUCUCUCUGUUUGACUGUGGUUCAGAAGCUCAUGGAGAGGAACAGCCUUUCCUAUGAUUGUAUCGGGAGAUUAGAAGUUGGAACAGAGACAAUAAUUGAUAAAUCAAAAUCUGUAAAGACUGUCCUGAUGCAACUUUUUGAAGAAUCUGGUAAUACGGAUGUAGAAGGAAUUGACACCACCAAUGCAUGCUAUGGAGGCACCGCUGCCCUUUUUAAUGCUAUUAAUUGGAUUGAAUCCAGUUCAUGGGAUGGGCGCUAUGCACUUGUUGUUGCUGGAGACAUAGCUGUGUAUGCCACUGGAAAUGCCAGGCCAACAGGUGGAGCUGGUGCCGUUGCUAUGCUAGUUGGUCCAAAUGCUCCAUUAAUUUUUGAGAGAGGGUUGCGUGGAACCCACAUGCAGCAUGUGUAUGACUUCUAUAAACCAGAUAUGGUUUCUGAAUAUCCUGUAGUUGAUGGUAAACUAUCUAUACAGUGCUACCUCAGUGCAUUAGAUCGCUGCUAUACUGUCUAUCGCAACAAAAUCCAUGCACAGUGGCAAAAGGAGGGGAUAGACAGACAUUUCACCUUGAAUGACUUUGGAUUCAUGAUCUUUCAUUCUCCCUACUGUAAACUGGUACAGAAAUCUGUGGCUAGACUACUGCUGAAUGACUUUCUUGGUGACCAGAACCUAGAAACAGCAAAUGGUGUUUUCAGUGGUUUGGAAGCUUUCAGGGAUGUAAAACUUGAAGAUACAUAUUUUGACAGAGAUGUGGAAAAAGCCUUUAUGAAAGCCAGUGCAGAGCUCUUCAAUCAGAAAACCAAAGCUUCACUACUCAUAUCCAAUCAGAAUGGAAAUAUGUAUACUACUUCAGUCUAUGGUUGCCUUGCCUCUCUUCUAGCUCAGUACUCCCCAGAGCAGCUCGCAGGACAGAGAAUUAGUAUGUUCUCAUAUGGCUCUGGUUUUGCUGCUACACUGUAUUCCAUCAGAGUUACACAGGAUGUCACUCCUGGUUCUGCACUGGACAAAAUAACUGCCAGCCUUUCUGAUCUUAAAAUAAGACUUGACUCAAGAAAAUGCAUUGCACCUGAUAUCUUUGCUGAAAACAUGAAAAUUAGACAGGAAGCACAUAAUCUGGCUAACUAUAUUCCACAGUGUUCAGUGGAAAAUCUCUUUGAAGGAACAUGGUACCUUGUGCGUGUUGAUGAAAAACACAGAAGAACUUAUGCACGACGUCCUCUUAUGAUCGAUGGACCUUUAGAGGCAGGAGUUGAAGUUGUCCACCCAGGCAUUGUUCAUGAGAGGAACAUUCAUUACUGGAAUAGAAUCUCUCCUGUCAAAAUGACUGGAUCAAGAAUGGCUAGACUGACAGGUGUGUUUUUUUCCAAGAAACUCUGACCUACUGUGUUAGUUACUAUGUAAUUCUUCCCAACAUCCAUAUUAUCUGUUUUAUACCUGCAUUAUAAAUCACAGCAGCCUGGGAGAAAAGAGGAACAAGAAGGGAGGUAAUCGUUUCUUCUAAAGAACAAAAAGGAUAUAUUUCUUGGGUUCGUUGAUUUGGCACCUUUCAGGAUUGUUUAACUGUAAUAGAAGUAUUUAAGGCAGCAGAAUUUUCAAAUAAAGCUUCUGGAUAUUAUGGAGCUGUUUUAAUUGGCAAACUAAAGAAGGGAGGAAGAUCAGUUUAUCUGGAGCUCUGGCCUCUUGCUAUUCUUUAUAUAAUACAUUUCUAAGAGACUAUUUCUGUCUUUGAAUUUGGCUUGUAUUUUGAAGCAUUGUUGUCUCUGGUUUAAUUGCCCAUCCUGAGUCAAACCGUGAUGCUUUCUCACUACUGGUAAUGUUGUAGGAGUGGGGGUUUCCCCUCCCCCUCCUCCCCAGAUGCAAACUAAAAGCUAUCCAUUUUGCAAGUGGUAGAUAUACAAUGCUAAUGGGGCAUCCAUUCUGGUAGAUUUUUAAAGCUGAUUGGAAAUGAACUGUGACAUGAGCCUUGAAAGUUUGUAAUAUAUAUUUAAAUUGAUCUAAUGUACAAAAUGAAGUUUUGAAUUUUAUUUGUUUGCUAAUUCUACAAAGAUACAUUAUCUAAUAUAAAGUAGCAAAAAAACCUGUUAAAUUACAAUUUUUUGGUGUGUAAUUAAGUGUUUGUAUUAUGUCACUCACUAGGAUUCAAUAACACUGUAUUUGUACAGUCAACCCUUGGUAAAAUAGUUGCUUAUUAUAAGUUCAUGCAUACUAAUCAGUUUGUUCUGCUGAAAAUAAUGGAGCAAUGAUGCAUGAAAUAGUGUUUGCGAGUAGUUUUGUUUAGAUCGUCCUUGUGAAACUUAUCUUGGUACCAGAAAAAAAAUAAUAUUGCCAUGGCAAAAAGUUCCAUUACAAAAGUGGAAAGAAAGGGUUGCUUAGGCUGGUGGGAAACUAUUAUUUCAGGCAUAUGUUUCAAGAUAAAUGUUUUCAGAUGGAAACUGUUUAGAGUGGAGGAAUUGAUUUCCAGCUUAUGAAAUACAAUUCAUCUUAUUACUGUCUUAUGAAAGAUGCUAUUGUUUUAUUUCCUUCUCACAGAAAAUGUGAAAGGGAUUGGUUCUUGCUUUGUACUUACCUGAGCCUCACUGAGUGUGGAUUAAUUGCUGGAGGUGACUUAGAAAUUAAACCUAUAUUCACAUUUUAAGGAAAGGUACAGCAUUCAAGCAGGGUGGAAUGCAGCUAAUGUGCAACAAGUUUGUACCAUGGCAAUUCCCUAGGCAACCCUAGAUGCUGGCAACAUCAGGGGAACUUGGUGUGCUGACUCUAAGAGAAAUUGCAUAGAGGGCAGAGCAGAGUGGAGACACCAUGGCCAUGCUCUGUGAUAACAAAGGGAUCUAAAGGUACACAAUAUACAUAAUAAAAUUGAUAAGCUGCACAUUUGAUGCCCUGGGCCAACAGUCUGUCAACUGUUGAUGAAAUGCUGUCCUCAGAGUGAACUUUGCUCAUUAUAAUCGCAUUAUAAUACCAAAACACACCUCCAUCCCAAAAUUUCCCUGGUGCCCAAGGUGUGACCACCCCUCACUGAGUUUGCGCACUGAAUUUUCUCUAGUCUAUGCCUUUAAACGCAAAGCGAGAGAAUUUUGCACCAACCAUUAUAAAGGUAUGUAUGACUAGAGUCACUCAAGCUCCACCUGUAAAGUAAAAUACUAUAAAAUAGUCUGAGAGGGGGUGGAUGUCAGGGAAGAUACCAUUGCACAGAUGACCCCAUUCCCCUGACCUUUGGGACAAGUCAACAGGCUGAGCCUCUCUUCCCUCCCAUAGGGAUGCCUUUGGGUAAGAUUUGAACACUCGGCUAUCCUGAGUGCAUCCCUGGGAAACUCAGGAAACUCUAUAGAGUUGUUUUAGUUCCACACGCGUGUAAUCCAGCUGUAUCAAUCCAUUUGCAUGUGCUUUGCAGACAGUGAAUUUAUCUCUGGCAAUCUAAAAUAAUUUGUGCAUCUGUUGCUUCAAUAAAUUACACUGUUCAUUAA